This is a messenger RNA of Cladocopium goreaui, 1092 nucleotides long. NCBI's taxonomy places the organism in Eukaryota, Dinophyceae, Suessiales, Symbiodiniaceae. The record is from the annotation of a GenBank genome assembly.
AUGGCCCUGAUAGAAGGCCCUGUCCCGGCCAUGGCUUUUCCCUGCGAGGUAUGCGAUCUUCAGCGCAAAGACGUGAACUUUGAUCUAAUCAAGGUUGAGGGCAAAGUUGGUGGCAAGUUGGAGGACACCUGUUUGAUUCAGGGCAUCGUUGUGGACAAGGACUUCAGUCACCCACAGAUGCCCAAGUCUGUGAAGGAUGCCAAAAUGGCAAUUUUGACUUGCCCCUUUGAGCCGCCAAAGCCCAAGACCAAGCACAAGCUGGACAUCCGAUCCGGUGAGGACUACAAGAAGCUCUAUGAGCACGAGCAGAAGUACUUCAGAGACCAGAUCAAGCUCAUUCAGGACUCGGGGGCAAAUCUGGUGAUUUGCCAAUGGGGCUUCGAUGAUGAGGCGAACCACUUGCUCUUUCAGAACAAGUUGCCAGCUGUGAGGUGGGUUGGUGGAGUAGAGCUUGAGCUCAUUGCCAUCGCCACAGGUGGCAGGAUCGUUCCUCGCUUCGAAGAACUGACUGCUGAUAAGCUCGGGAAGGCCGGGCUUGUCCGCGAAGUGACUUUCGGCACGAUGAAGGAGCAAAUGCUCAUCAUCGAGGAGUGCGGGAGCUCCAAAGCUGUGACCGUCCUAGUGCGCGGUGGAAACCAGAUGGUGGUCGAUGAAGCCAAACGCUGCUUGCACGAUGCCAACUGCUGCGUCAGGAAUCUCAUUCGAGACCCUCGAGUGGUUCCUGGUGGAGGUGCCAGUGAAAUGGCCGCAUCUCUGGCGGUCCUAUCCGCUGCGGACAAGGAGCAGACCAUGGACCAGUACAGCAUGAAGGCCUUCGCCAGUGCGCUGGACGUAGUUCCCAUGGCCCUAGCCGAGAACAGCGGCCUGCAGGGCAUCGCAGAGAUGGCCAAAGUGAAGGCCGUGCAAGAGAACACCGGCAAUGCUUGGCAUGGUGUUGACUGCAUGCAAACUGGGACCACGGACAUGUGGGAGCAGAACGUGUACGAGGCCUGUGCAUCCAAGAGCAGCCAGUUGCGCCUAGCUACGCAGGUCGUGAAGAUGAUCCUGAAGAUCGAUGAUGUCAUCACCAGUGGUGAUGUCAUUGAUGAGUGA